GUAAACAAUACGAGGAGUGGCUUACACAUGGGAAAUUUAAUCCUCAGUACUGAUGGUUUCUUCGCAAGUGGGAGAUAGGCUUCAAUAAUGGCGAAGACACCAGUUUCGCCGUUUGGAUGGGAGUAUAUCAAUGAUCUCAGUGUCAUUUCCGAAGAUACUGAUUCCGUUGACUUCUUGCUCCAUCGGCUCGAGCGCGGUCAGAUUUACACUUGGGUGGGUCCCCUCCUGCUGGCUGUAAACCCCGGAAACGAAAUCCUGAAGGAUCUCUACGAUGAAUCCCACAAAAACCAGUUCUCCAAAGACAUGGACAUGGUCCUCCGUAACGCACCCCCUCACGUCUACGCUAUUGCGAAUCGCGCGCGUUACAGACUGGUCCAGGGCCUGGGGCGAACAUCCCAGGUGAUUGUCAUCAGUGGAGAGAGUGGAACGGGGAAGACCUUCAACUCUCGACAGAUCCUCGACUUCCUCGCGGGGAUCGACAAGAACGCAGCCAAAUUGAAGUUCCCGGAUGGGGUCGACAGCAUUGCACAUGAGAUCGGUAAUGUUUGUCCGUUGAUUGCUGCCUUCAGUACAGCGAGUACAGAGCGAAAUCCAAGCAGUUCGAGACAUGGACAGCUUGUUCAGCUUCAGUACAAGGAAGGGGCCAUCAGGGGAGCCUGCGUGCACUCGUUUCUGCUUGAGAGGACGAGAGUCACUCGGAAUGCGGAUAAUUUCGAGAUUUUUUAUCAGAUAAUGUCUGGCCUCUCCCCCGAGGAGCUCUCCGCGCUAGGCCUCUCCCGGCGGGACAACUACGUAAUCCUCGGGGAGAGUCACCCGCCGCAGCCCCUCAAGUACCACGAAGCCUUCGCCUCCACAGCUCAAGCGAUGGAGACCUUAGGCUUCACCCAAACCCUCAAAGCCGAGAUCUUCCAAAUCCUCGCGCUCCUCCUCCACCUGGGGAACAUAAAAUUUCGUGAAGCCUCCCCGGAGAACUGCGCCCUGGACACGACAGACGAUCACUCCCAAAAGGCCAUCACCAACGCCUGCAGACUCUCCUCCCUCCAAGAGCACGAGCUCGACGAGCUCCUCACAACCACCCUGAUCUGCCCCAGAAGCACCAGAAGACGUCACACGAUGUACCGAAGAGUCUUGCGAACCACCGAGGCCUGUCGUCACCGUCUCUUCAGCAUAAUCCGCUGCAUCUACGACAGACUCUUCCACUCCCUCGUCGACCGCAUCAACGAGAUCAUCUCAGCCAAAGGUGACAAUCACCACUGGCUCGGAAUCCUCGACAUCUUCGGUUUCGAGUCCUUCGAGACCAACGGAAUCGAGCAGCUCUGCAUAAACUACUCCACCGAACGCCUCCAACUCUACUUCAUGGAGAACUACCUGGAGAGCGGCCAGAGGGAGCUCGAGGAGGAGGGCCUGAGAGUCCUCCCCCCGCCCCCGACCAUGACCAUCUACAGAAACCGCUUGGGAGUGAUCGAGCAGAGUCUCUUCACGACGAUGAACGACGCCUGUCAGACCCCGAUCCCCUCCAGUCCCCCCACAGUCUCCCAACAACUCCUCAUGAGGCAGUCCAAUGCCAGGGACUUCCUCGCUGUCCAAUCCCAGACCUUCGUCAUCACCCACUACUCCUGUCCCGUUCAGUACAACAUCCACGAUCUCCUCGAGAAGAACAAUGAUAAAGUCCCGGUGGAGCUGUCCACCACUUUCUAUCAGACUGACAAUUCCCUCCUGAAGGCAGUGACGAACGUCCCUGAGGACAUCUUCAACGAUAAUGGGAGGGUGGCUGCCAAGAAGUGCACGACUCUGUCGAAAUUGAAGAGCAGCAUGGACUCCCUGAUGCAGGAGCUCAACAAGUGCGACACUCAUUACGUCAGGUGUGUGAGACCCAGACGCUCGGGGGAUUGGGAGAGGGAGGACUUCAGGGAGCAGCUCAUCUCCUCGGGGAUUAUUGACGCACUACCUCUCGCCAAAUGCAAAUUUCCCAUUCGUCUGAGCUACGAGGAGUUCUCGAAGAGGUAUUAUCUGCCGGUGAUUUCCGGGGAUUUUAAGGGACAGUUUGAAGGGGCCUUGGGGGAUAUCGUGGGGUCGGAGAACAUCGCGGAGCUCAUGCACUUGGGGAUGAAGAGGAUUUUCAUGACUGAGGCGCUGUUCUUCGAGCUCGAGAGGUACAGGAAGGAGUAUAGGUGUGCUUGUGCCAGGAAGAUCGAGGAUUUCUGGCUGAAGCACAGAUCGAGGAGGAAUCGCGGCGGGGAGAGGCCUGGGGAAGUCCUCGUGAAGCCUGCGAUAAUCGUUACGAGACCCUCUUUGAAUCCGUUUGAAGAGGAUGAUGAUGAUGUCUUUGCAGAGGAAAAAUCGAGUGGCGAAGGGUCGAUGUCGGUUUGCGAUACUGAGGUCAAUAAUAAUGUUGAGAAGGUCGGGUUCAUACCGCAGAUCGCGCUGAAUGAUCAUAUUGUUGAUCUCAUGAGUCCGAUGGCUACUAGAGUGCUGAAGAAUUCUUCAGGGAUGCAGGCUGAUUCCGUCGAACAGCAGGUGAAUGGGGAUCUGGGGGGCUCUGGGGGGAGGGCGAAGGAUCGUUAUGUGGCUGAGUGGCUGGAGAACGUCUCUCCACCUGCUGGUGGGGUCGGCGGUGGUGGAGGUGGAGGGGAGGACGGAAUUGAGAGCCCCAGGAAGGAUGGGAAAUACGUUAGGUUUGGACGAAGUGAGGUAGCGCCUGGUUUUAACUGUUUAUCGAAGGCUGCUUGGAGCAAUGAUGGGUCGAGUGUUAUCUGUAUUGAUGGGGGCACGAGAUUGUUUUACAGAGACAGGGUGCUGAGCAAACGUCGACUUGCUGAGGCACCACUGAGGUUUCACAUCAAGAAAACAUGCCUCGUGAACUCUCACUUUCUCCCUCGAUCUGAAUUACCGAGGGGUCUCCAGGAUUGUCUCUAAUUAGAGAUAAAUAUUAAUUGAUAGGUUUGAGAAUUGGAAAAUUUAAAAAUGGGGGCGAUUGAAUUUAGAAUAAUGAAAUGAGCAGCUUUGGGACGCUGGCGUCAGUAUUUUAAUUUAAAAAAUUGUUAGAAUUAUUGUAAAUUAUUAGAUAUGUCAAUUGUUGUACAUGAACUCGUUGGGACGAUCAACAAUAAUAACAUGAAAGUGAAGAUGCUAAAAAUUACAUGAAGUGAUGACCGAGAACUUUCUUAAAUUGUGGAGGAAUAUCUCUCAGCGAAAUAAUGAAUAAGAAAUGGAUCAAAUUCAAUUCAUAAUAAUUAAAAUUCAUGUCUGUCAUGAUGAUAAUGAUGGAGAUUCUACGGAGGGUCAAGGAGAGGGCGGAAUUGAGAGCCCCAUAAAAAACGGGAAAUUCGUUAGGUUCGGACGAAGUGAGACAGCACCUGUUUUUAACUGUUUAUCGAAGGCUGCUUUUUAUCUGUAUUGAUGGGGGCACGAGAUUGUUUUAUAGAAACAGGGUGCCGAGCAAACGUCCACUUGCUGAGGCACCCCUGAGGUUUCACAUCAAGAAAACCUGUCUCGUGAACUCUCACUUUCUCCCUCGAUCUGAAUUACCGAGUGGUCUUCAGGAUUGUCUCUAAUUAGAAAUAAGUAUUAAUAAAUAGAUUUGAGAAUUGAAUAAUUGAAAAAUAAAGGCGAUUGUAUUUAGAAUAAUGAAAUGACCCGCUUUGGGACGCUGGCUCAGUAUUUUAAUGUAAAAAAAAUGUUUGUACUAUUAUAAGUUAUUCAAUACGUCAAUUUCUCCACAUUGAAUUAUUUUCAAAAUGAAAGUAAAAAUCCUAAAAAUGAAAUAAAAUUUUUACCAUCAA
Diachasma alloeum is the source of this 3782-nucleotide messenger RNA. RefSeq names its product unconventional myosin-XIX. The coding region runs from base 88 to 2916 and encodes 942 amino acids. The transcript has 6 exons. Gene Ontology annotation, cellular component: cytoplasm; myosin complex; vesicle. The record is from RefSeq and is a predicted model, not a curated record. Gene Ontology annotation, molecular function: actin filament binding; microfilament motor activity; ATP binding. Gene Ontology annotation, biological process: vesicle transport along actin filament; actin filament organization. Lineage: Eukaryota; Metazoa; Arthropoda; Insecta; Hymenoptera; Braconidae.